UUCAAUCUUUUUUACAUUAUUAUGGGGGGAACCUAAACAUAGAAAGGAAAAAGUUUAUUCAGAUAAAAGAUCUUAGUUAUAAAGAGAUGAGAAUAAAACUAUACUUUUUCGGAAAGUAAUGACAGAAGCGACAAUGAAAGGGACAUGAAAGGGAUCAUUUAACUAACUAACGAAAACUAACCUAAAUACAAUUUUGGAUUGGACGUCAUUUAAAAGACAAAUUUUCUGUAAAUACGUACCAUAAAGAAAAUGAAAUUAUUUGAGUGUUUCAAUAAAACUUUACCCAUGGUUCAACAAUUUAGACUUCAACAAUGCUGUAAGCCAUGUCUAUGGACUCCAGUAACCACUUAACACCAGGUGGGCUGUGUGGACGUCCACCCAUCUAAGCAAUAAAAAAAAAGAUGUCCGAAACCUCAACACCUAAUAUGUUUCAAACAGUGGACUGCUGAAAUGGUCCUCGAUGUUAUUACUAGCGCCAUUAAUUUAAAAUGUAAAUAUCGGAACACACAUCAGAAAAGAAUUGAUGUCUUGAAAAAUACAAAAGUGAUGAUUUUGCAAGAGGUGAACGAGCCAAUCUUAAAUAUGGCCGUAUCAAAAGCUGCUACACUACUCGGAGCUUUUGACGUCAAUAUUACGGAUCGAGUAGUUUGGGAUCAUGACUAUAAUGGCAGCAUAUUCUCGUUCAUGUCCGAUGUAAUUUUCGUGUCCACCACUACACACAUGUGCGUUCAGAGGUUCGCUGAGAAAUCCCUAGUUCCUGUCAUCUGCAUGAGAUCAAGGACCCACGCAAGCAUACAAUCUUUGGCCACUAUUAUGGCUAUAAUUGAAGAAUUUGGCAGUAUGAGAUGCGUCAACGUGUCAUAUAUGGGACCACCCCAUCCCAUACUCAACUCCUACUUACUACUCUGUCCAAUGUUGGGAGCAAACUUCAAGUUUAAAUGUUGCUGUGAGAAAUGUCCAGUGAGCCCGCUCCUUUACAAAAGCAGCGAAGAGUUGACAGCACAGUCGGCAACGGAAGUAAAGCAGUGCAGCGAUAAAAACGAUGUUUUGAAAAAUACGUGCGUCGUCAUCGCUGGUCCAACCACAAAGCAUAGGGAUAAAAUUGAACUAUUUAAAUUUUCGAUUGAAGAUAUACAAAGAAAUACGUGCUGUAGCUGGUUGUUCUUCCACACGUGUCCUCGUGGCGAGGAGGUCGACGACAAGCUAUUCUGUCAUUUAAAUUCUAGAACUUUCAACGCGAUUGAGAACAUGCAUUACAUUGCGGCCGCAUUAAUGGCUAAUGCAGUAAAAGGCUACAAAUUUUAAGAGUUACCGAUUAUUUACAGCAAUGGAUAGUCUACAAAUUUUAUACUAGACUAGCGGACCCGACAGACUUUGUCCUGUUAAUGCAUACACAAAAAUUCAUUCAAGUCGAUCCAGCCGUUUAGUUGCAGUAUACAUAAAUAACCUAGAUACCGACUGCAGCGCCACCUGCCGGACUAAUUUGUGAAUCUAAACCAUUCAAGGCGCUAGUUAAAUGCAUUCAAAAAAUCCAUUCAAAUCGGUCCAGCCGUUUAGGAGUUCAGUGACAUACACACGUACAGUAGAAUUAUACAUCUCUCUUCUUUUUCUCCACCUUAUCCUACUAGGUGGGGUCGGCACAGCUAAUUUUUCUCUUCCAUUCUCUUCUAUCAGCAAUCAUCUCAACACUCACUCCUCUCUCUCUCAUAUCGUCAUUCACACACUCCAUCCAUGUUUUCUUAGGUCGACUUCUUCCCCCUCUACCUUGCACUACCAUUUCCAUACAUCUCCAAGUCACAUGCAUCUUCUCUCUACGCAUCACAUGUCCAUACCGUGCCGUAAAAUCGUAGUAGAAUUAUAUAUAUGAAGAUAAAUAUUAAAAGAAGUUACCUGAAGUAAUCCGUCACGACACAUUAACAUGUGACAUGUCUUCGGUAUUUCUGUAUUCGUGAAAUGUCUGAAUUUGUUACGUAAAAAUAAUAAAACCUUAAAUGAAAACGAUUAUAA
Molecule: messenger RNA, 2007 nt
Organism: Bombyx mori (domestic silkworm)
Lineage: Eukaryota; Metazoa; Arthropoda; Insecta; Lepidoptera; Bombycidae
Product: ornithine carbamoyltransferase
Exons: 8
Coding region: 451-1305 (284 amino acids)
Biological process (GO): L-citrulline biosynthetic process
Cellular component (GO): mitochondrion
Molecular function (GO): amino acid binding; ornithine carbamoyltransferase activity
Source: RefSeq, a predicted model, not a curated record